Cotesia glomerata is the source of this 1345-nucleotide messenger RNA. RefSeq lists its product as uncharacterized. The record is from RefSeq and is a predicted model, not a curated record. Bases 581 to 1345 code for a protein of 254 amino acids. The transcript is spliced from 4 exons. NCBI's taxonomy places the organism in Eukaryota, Metazoa, Arthropoda, Insecta, Hymenoptera, Braconidae.
ACUCGCGUCGCAUUUGUAUGCUUUACGUUGCGUUACAUUUUUCUAUCAUUUUUAUUCUUGUCAAAGAUGUCUGAACAAAUCGGAAAUAGAGUUUAUAAUUAUUUAAUUGGAUUUGAAAUUCAUAAUAUUAAUAAUAUUAAGUUACCUUCGUGUAGGGAUGUAUUGAAUCUCUUUAUGUACAAACAUCAAUCCUUAAAAUUAAGUAUACGAGCAAGUGCUAGUAGUGUGAUCAGUGAUACGAAUGCUAUUUGGGCUAAUCUUUUGAUUCCAACUUCUCGACCUCAGCACAGUAUUAAAAAAUUGGAAAAAAUUCACAGUGACUACAUGAAAGUGAAGAAUCAUCGAAGUCGUGCAAAGACAUCGAAAAGACAACGAACAAAUGUGGAACAGUUUAGCAAACGUCUUGAUAAAUUAUUUGACAUUGCAAAUUGUGCUGCACUAAAAAAUUUACCGAAAAAUUUGCAGCAAUUUUUGACAGAUUGUCGUAAAGGAAAUAGAAAUAUCCAUCUACCAGCAAUUGACGUUAUACCAGAAGAAACUUCUGGAAAUCUGUCUGCGAUGGAAGUAGAAACUCCCAAUAAUGAAUAAGGAAAUUGGAAUGAAAUUAUCCCAACAGUCGUCCUUAAAUAGUUUCUGUAGUUCCAUAUCAAAUUCCAGUGAAUUGAAGCGAACUUGUUCAGACUUUGAAGAUACAAUGCCAGCGCCUAAGAAAAAUAAAAUUGAUAUUCUGACUUCGGAAUUAGUAUUAGCACUAGAUAGAACUAAAACUAGUAACAGAAAUGCGAUGUACAUCAUUUCUGCUGUUAUUCAAAGUUUAGGACUUGAGAUUGAUAAAUAUAAUUUAAGUUACUCCACUAUUCGCAAUGCGCGUAUUUCAAAAAGAGAAGAAAUUGUCGAAACGAUCAAAGAAGAAGAAAUUUUUGACGACUCUCUCGUAGUGCACUGGGAUGGAAAGAUGCUUCCUGCGGGAAAUGGUCAACCAAAAGCAGAACGAUUAUCAAUACACGUCACCGGAAUAAAUACUGAUAAAAAUUUAAAAACUCCGAUUCUCUCUGAUGGCACAGGUGAAAGCCAAGCUUCAGCCAUUUUUGAAACGCUGAUAGAGUGGGAUCUUUGCGAUAAUGUUAAAGCAAUGUGCUUUGAUACAACUAGUUCAAAUACCGGUUGUUUUAAUGGCGCAUGUGCAUUAUUAGAAGAUAAAAUUGGCCGUGACUUAUUAUAUCUUGCUUGUCGCCAUCAUACUUCUGAAUCCACAGAUUCGGUAGAAUCUGGCGCCAAGUCCCGUUCAAACGGAACGCCAGACUACCGAUAUAUGGAACUUUAUAUUGCUGGAGGGCCUGGCUAA